Molecule: messenger RNA, 1003 nt
Organism: Anolis sagrei ordinatus
Lineage: Eukaryota; Metazoa; Chordata; Lepidosauria; Squamata; Anolidae
Product: glutathione S-transferase Mu 1-like
Biological process (GO): glutathione metabolic process
Molecular function (GO): glutathione transferase activity
Source: RefSeq, a predicted model, not a curated record
GGGAGGGAAGGGCUGGUGGCGAAUCGCCCAGAAGUGGGAGGGCCAGGCCUUUAUUGUCGGGCUCCAAACGGGACUUUGCCACCCCCGCCCCUUUCCUCUGAGGCAGAAGCUGACAAGGGCCGCGCUCUCUGCUUCUGCCCCGGAACCCGUCGCCAGCAGUCCAGGGAGCCCGGAGAUCGCCAGGCCAGGAAGAUGAGCGUCACGCUGGGCUACUGGGACAUCCGUGGGCUUGCCCAUGCAAUCAGGCUUCUUCUAGAAUACACAGAAACACCAUUUGAAGACAAACAGUAUGGUGUCAUAGAAGGAAAGGAACCAGAAGGUGCUGAUUUUGAUAUAAGUCAGUGGACUAAUGUGAAGGAGAAACUGGGCUUGGACUUCCCAAAUCUGCCAUAUCUCAUUGAUGGUGAGAGGAAGAUCACUCAGAGCAAUGCCAUCCUGCGAUACCUUGCACGCAAGCACAAGAUGUGUGGUGAGACUGAAGAAGAAAUAAUUCGAAUAGAUAUACUUGAGAACCAACUCAUGGAUUUCCGAAUGCAGCUUGCAAGGAUAUGCUACAGCCCAGAUUUUGAAAAAUUGAAGCCUGAAUUCCUUGAACAGCUACCUGGGAAGCUGAAGCAGACCUCCCAGUUUCUGGGAAACAGAAAAUGGUUUGCAGGAAACAAGCUCACCUAUGUAGACUUCCUCGCAUAUGAUGUUUUGGAUGUGCAGCGAACAUUUGAGCCAAAAUGUUUGGAUCAAUUCAGAAAUCUAAAGGAUUUCCUAGACCGCUUUGAGGCAUUGGAGAAGAUUUCUGCCUACAUGAAAUCCGACCGUUUUCUGAGAACUCCCAUCUUCUGGAGAAUUGCCAAGUGGGGAAAUAAGAAAGAGUAGAAGGAACCAGGAAUAAACUGGCCUGACAUUUGUAGUGAAAUAAUACCUUUGCCUCAUAGAAAAAAAAUCAACCAAGCUUUGAAAACUUUUGUGCCUUUUGGGUUCCAAUAAAGGUGUCAAUCUGUUUUAUCAA